Messenger RNA from Brassica oleracea var. oleracea, 273 nucleotides. RefSeq lists its product as uncharacterized. NCBI's taxonomy places the organism in Eukaryota, Viridiplantae, Streptophyta, Magnoliopsida, Brassicales, Brassicaceae. Gene Ontology annotation, molecular function: DNA binding; zinc ion binding; DNA-directed RNA polymerase activity. Gene Ontology annotation, biological process: transcription by RNA polymerase I; transcription by RNA polymerase II; tRNA transcription by RNA polymerase III. The transcript has 5 exons. The record is from RefSeq and is a predicted model, not a curated record. Bases 1 to 273 code for a protein of 90 amino acids. Gene Ontology annotation, cellular component: RNA polymerase I complex; RNA polymerase III complex; RNA polymerase II, core complex.
AUGAUCAUCCCAGUUCGUUGCUUUACUUGUGGAAAGGUGAUUGGGAACAAAUGGGACACAUAUGUGGAUCUUCUCCAGGCUGAUUACACCGAAGGGGAUGCUCUUGAUGCGAUUGGGUUAGUUCGAAAGCUGAGUGGAGGUCCUGCUUUUACAGUGCCUCAACCUGAUGAAGCAAUGAGUAUACUUGAUGAGAAAGCUUCAGAAUUGGAGAGUCCAUUAGGGGUUAUAAUGGAUGGAGUUGCUCUUAUAGUCUUCGAAUCACUGCAUCGCUAG